Molecule: messenger RNA, 1053 nt
Organism: Drosophila bipectinata
Lineage: Eukaryota; Metazoa; Arthropoda; Insecta; Diptera; Drosophilidae
Gene: Tsp42Ec
Product: Tetraspanin 42Ec
Cellular component (GO): plasma membrane
Source: RefSeq, a predicted model, not a curated record
GCCACCGCCCCGGUUCUGAGAUCAAUUGCCCUCAGAAAUGAAUCACUUCCAUAUGGCAAUUAUUAUCGAUUUCCCCGCAAAAUGCCGCCAUUAUCUAUCCUUCUUCUGAGCCAUGAUUAUGAUAACAAACUUUGGGGUAUCUUUCUGAUAUCGCUGGUGUCUGUUGGCCAAGUUAUAAAUGGUAGCCCAGUGGAGGUCUACUCCAAUCGAACGAAAGUAAACGACGCGUAAACGCGAUAAAAUCUGAUCAAAACUCUGGAAUAAAACUACACUUUGUAAAAUAACUAAAAAGGAUAAAAUUCAAAAGUCUUCAAAAUGGGUUGCCUAUCUGGAAUAGUUAACUUUAUUUUAUACAUUGUUAAUGUUGUGUUUUUGAUCGUCGGCAUCCUUCUGAUCGUUUUGGGAUCGAUUAUGUUAUCCGAUCUCAGUCAUUUCAAUGGCUCGGGUGAAGAUCCAAACACUAUUCCCAUUUGCAUUACUGUCCUGGGUGGCCUUAUAUUCGUGGUGUCCUUCUUUGGAUGCUUUGGAAUUUUCAAGCAGAGCGCUUGCAUGACAGGAGCUUACACCAGCAUGAUGUUUGUGCUCUUCAUCCUGCAAUUGGUGCUAACUUGCUGGGUAUUUGUGAACCGGAACGCAUUUUUGGGCGACAUGAGUAACCUGGUGAGCAACCUGUGGAAUAAUAAGGAUUACACCGCCAUGGGCUUAUUGGAGGACGCGUUUGGUUGCUGUGGUAAUACUGGAUACUCAAACUAUAAUUCUGUCAAUCUGCCUGUACCCGGAACCUGCUGCGGAUACUUGGAUCGCUCCAGCACUUGCAUGGACUCCUACGUCUACCAAUCACGACCCGGCUGCAAUUCGAAGUUUACGGAAUUCUGGUACGACAACAUGGACAUCAUCCGCUGGUCUGGCCUGGGAAUCUGCAUUUUCGAACUUGUGGUUUUCCUGAUCGCCGGUGCCUUGACGAACUGCAUGCGUAGACAGAAUGCAGGGGGCCAGGCUUACGCCUAAAUAUCCACAAUACACAGAUACAUAAAUUAUUUCUUUUUCUUUCAA